UUUUGCCACUUCUUUUCACAUGUUGUAAAACAGAAGUUUGGAUUUCGAUAUGGAUGGUUCUCAAGAAUUUGAUCCUCAUCCAUUCACGAUCAAAUUAUGGCCGCCCAGUUCAAGCACAAGAAUGAUGCUUGUGGAAAAUAUGACCCAGAAUCUCUCCUCGGAAUCGAUCUUCUCCAGGAAGUACGGCCUGUUGAGCAAAGAAGAGGCUCAUGAGAAUGCUAAGCGAAUCGAGGAUGAAUGCUUUGUUGCUGCCAGUAAACAUUUUGAAAAAGAGCCUGAUGGUGUUGGAAGUUCUGCAGUUCAAUUCUAUGCUAAACAAACCAGCAAGCUGAUGUUGGAAGUGCUUAAAAAAGGCCCUAAACCCAAAGAUGGUGAAAUGGCAGCGGUUGAUAGACCUGUUAAAUCUGGUGAAGUUGUGUUUGAUAUUUCAGGGGGUACUAGGGCAUUUAUUGAUGCUGAGGAGGCCAGAAAACUUCUUAGCCCGCUAACUGAGCAAGGAAACUCAUUCAGAAAGAUAUGCCUCAGCAACAGAAGCUUCGGUAUCGAUGCAGCUCAUGUUGCAGGGCCUAUUCUGGCCUCUCUCAAGGAGCAGCUGACUGAAGUAAAUCUAUCAGAUUUUAUCGCAGGAAGACCAGAGGAAGAAGCUCUUGAAGUGAUGAGGAUAUUUUCAUCAGCCUUGGAAGGCAGUGUUCUCAGAUAUCUGAACCUGUCCGACAAUGCCCUAGGUGAGAAGGGUGUCCGGGCAUUCGAGGCACUUUUAAGAUCACAGAAGAGCAUAGAGGAGCUUUACUUAAUGAAUGAUGGAAUAUCUGAGGAGGCUGCCAAAGCUGUGUGUGAGUUAAUUCCAUCGACUGACAAGCUUAAGAUCCUGCAUUUCCAUAACAAUAUGACAGGAGAUGAGGGUGCUAUUGCUAUUUCUGAGGUCCUCAAACGUUCUCCUCUGCUGGAGGACUUCAGAUGCUCAUCGACCAGGGUGGGCUCUGUGGGUGGAAUUGAGUUGGCCAAGGCAUUGGAGACCUGCACUCGUUUGAAGAGGAUUGAUCUCCGUGAUAAUAUAUUUGGUGUUGAUGCUGGGAUAGCCCUGAGCCAGACACUUGAAAAGCUUGUUCACGUUAAAGAAAUCUACCUUAGCUAUCUAAAUCUAGAAGAUGAGGGGGCCAUUGCCAUCGCUAAUGCCCUGAAACAAUCUGCUCCUUCUCUAGAAGGCUUGGACAUUACUGGAAAUGAUAUCACACCAAAAGCUGCCCCUGCACUGGCAGGGUGUGUUGCCAUCAAGAAGUCACUCAGGAUGCUGAUCUUGUCUGAGAAUGAGCUGAAGGAUCAGGGUGCUGUUCUCAUUGGCAAAGCAUUGGAAGAGGGCCAUACACAGCUCAGAGAACUUGAUCUGAGCACCAACCUGAUACAGAGGGUAGGAGCAAGAUGCUUGGCUCAGGCAGUGUCAAACAAGACUGAUUUCAAGCUGCUAAACAUAAAUGGCAAUGCCAUUUCAGAUGAAGGCAUCGAUGAGGUGAAGGAAAUACUAAAGAAUGGCAAAAAUUCUGUGGACGUGCUUGGACCAUUGGAUGAGAAUGAUGUCGAAGGGGAAGGUGAAGAGGACGAAGACGAAGGAGAGAAAGAAGGUGCUACCGAAGAGGGAGAAGGUGCAUUGGAGUCAGGACUUCAGCAUCUCAAAGUUGAGCAGGACUAGGAGACGAACUGUAUUGAUGCAUGAGGUGCAAAAUACACUCUUGUUAACUGUUGAUGUUACCUCUUGAGCAAGGCCUGCUGUUGGAGCUCAGCAACCUUCCCUCAGUACGAGGUAGACGAUGCAGGUAACAUUGGCUCGACUUCUCCAUGUCUUGUAUUAUCUGCCGAAGUUGUUGAUCUGUACUGCACUGGCUUGAUGAUUUAUGUCAUGUUUCAUGUAGUCA
This is a messenger RNA of Musa acuminata subsp. malaccensis (wild Malaysian banana), 1910 nucleotides long. Its product is annotated as RAN GTPase-activating protein 2-like. NCBI's taxonomy places the organism in Eukaryota, Viridiplantae, Streptophyta, Magnoliopsida, Zingiberales, Musaceae. The record is from RefSeq and is a predicted model, not a curated record. Gene Ontology annotation, molecular function: protein binding; GTPase activator activity.